This is a messenger RNA of Olea europaea var. sylvestris, 988 nucleotides long. RefSeq names its product UPF0235 protein At5g63440-like. Lineage: Eukaryota; Viridiplantae; Streptophyta; Magnoliopsida; Lamiales; Oleaceae. The transcript is spliced from 7 exons. The coding region runs from base 137 to 835 and encodes 232 amino acids. The record is from RefSeq and is a predicted model, not a curated record.
CAGCUUUUUUGACAUUUGACAGACAAGCGGUACAUUGGCGUUUAUUGCUGGACUCCUAGCGGCACUUUCGUCGGUCGUGACUUGGAAGGAAAAGGAAGUAGUCGCUGAAAGAGAAAGAGAAACAGAUUCAAAUCAAAUGCCGAAGCGGACUACUCACACGUACUCCAGCGAGGACGCCGCGCCGGACCGCCCGGACUCCGAUCUCUUCGUAUACUAUUGCAAGCACUGCAGCUCUCACAUUCUCAUCACCGAUACGCAAUUGCAGAAAAUGCCAAAGAGAAAAACUGACAAAGCAUAUGUAUUGGACAAGAAGAAGCAUCUUGCAAGGCUGAAUACUAGUGAAGGGGGAAAAAUUCUCUUGAAGCGUGGUGAAGGAAAAAUGGAGAAGCAGUAUAGAAUGAAUUGUCUGGGUUGUGAGCUGUUUGUUUGCUAUCGUGCAGAAGAAGACCUAGAAUCCUCCUCUUUCAUAUAUGUGGUUGAUGGUGCUCUUAGUACAAUUGCUGCUGAAACCAAUCCACAGGAUGCUCCUGUACCACCCUGUAUAUCGCAGUUAGAAGGAGGCCUUGUUCAAGUAGCAAUAGAAGUGGAAGACCGUGCACAGCGCUCUGCAAUUACAAGAGUAAAUGCUGAUGAUGUUCGGGUCUCUGUAGCUGCACCUGCAGCCCGAGGAGAAGCUAACAAUGAGCUUUUAGAAUUCAUGGGAAAAGUAUUGGGCCUUAAAUUAAGCCAGAUGAGUCUUCAAAGAGGAUGGAAUAACAAAUCGAAGCUCCUUGUGGUCGAAGAUUUGACUGCAAGACAGAUAUAUGAGAAACUUCUGGAAGCUGCACAACCUUGAUACAGCUUAAAUGGUUUUUGAAUCUAAAAAUUCUUCACGAUUGUUCCCAAGCUUGUAAAAUUUCAACUUUGUACUUCUUGAUACUUUUAUAUAACGGUAAAUACGUUGGUUCGGAUUAUAAUGCAAUAUGAAUUGAGAGUGUAACUUAGAACA